Pestalotiopsis fici W106-1 is the source of this 444-nucleotide messenger RNA. RefSeq lists its product as uncharacterized. The record is from RefSeq and is a predicted model, not a curated record. The transcript is spliced from 2 exons. Bases 1 to 444 code for a protein of 147 amino acids. Lineage: Eukaryota; Fungi; Ascomycota; Sordariomycetes; Amphisphaeriales; Sporocadaceae.
AUGGAGACAAGCCCGGGAAAUGUUCAAACCCAACCAAACUCGGACUCUCUCCGCUCAAGUACUUCAGCCUCGGGCUCUGAAUCCCAUGAUUCUGAAUCCACAAGCACUUCAGCCUCGAGCUCCGGAUCCCGCAGUUCUGAAUCGACAAACUCUCCGCCAGCCCAAACAGAUGAUACCCCCACGAGCGGCGCUGAAGGACCCGCGGUGCAAGAUCCGGCCGAGAUGAAAAUACUCUUUGGCUCUUCAUCCGAUUACAGUAAGAGUCUCGACGGUGAAGAUAGCGAGGAGGAAAGGCCGGAGUGGGAUAAAGAGGACUAUCUUACACCUGGAUCCGCUCAGGAGCGUGAGAUGGAGUGGUGGGAGACACACGAACACCUCAAGAGGCAGUGGAGGAAAGAACGUGCUACCAACCCCAAGUUCCGUGGACUGGCCAGGGGGCAAUAG